Messenger RNA from Beauveria bassiana ARSEF 2860, 1278 nucleotides. Its product is annotated as CDC50 family protein. Bases 1 to 1278 code for a protein of 425 amino acids. The transcript is spliced from 5 exons. Lineage: Eukaryota; Fungi; Ascomycota; Sordariomycetes; Hypocreales; Cordycipitaceae. Gene Ontology annotation, cellular component: Golgi apparatus; plasma membrane; endoplasmic reticulum. The record is from RefSeq and is a predicted model, not a curated record.
AUGUCUGACACUGCCCGCGACGUCGGUCAUACCGACUCCCGGGACUCUCACGACUCGAACCCUCCAAACGGUUCGGAGAAGAAAAAGAGCCGCCGCCCAGCAAAUACCGCGUUCCGCCAACAGCGCCUAAAAGCAUGGCAACCGAUCCUGACGCCAAAGACGGUCAUUCCGAUUUAUUUCGCCAUUGGCAUCAUCUUUGCUCCCAUCGGGGGGCUCCUUCUUUACGCCAACUCUCAAGUACAAGAAAUUAGGAUCGACUACACAAAGUGCAUCGCGGAUGCCACCGACACAUUCAGCGAUAUGCCCUCCAAAAACAUUGAUAUGGCCUUCAAAAACGGUAGCCUCAACGACGUCCAUCCACAGUGGAAAAAGGAAACUGGCGUCAAGGUCAACAUCAGCACGGCCGUCACCGUCGACACCGACAUCUGCCACCUGCGCUUCAGCAUCCCCGACGACAUGAAGCCACCCGUGCUAUUCUACUACGCCCUCACAAACUUUUAUCAGAACCACCGCCGCUACGUCGACUCGUUUGACGCCGAGCAGCUCAAUGGCGCCGCACGUUCCUAUUCGGAUAUUGACGGAUCCAAGUGCACGCCGCUCAAAGUCAACUCGACGGUGAACAAGCCCAUCUUCCCUUGCGGCUUGAUUGCCAACUCCAUGUUCAACGAUACCUUCUCGAGCCCCAGGCUGAUGAACCCGCCCGGCUCCAACGCGCCCCGCGACUACACCAUGAACAACAGCACCAACAUCGCUUGGGCCAGCGACAAGGACCUCUACUCCAAGACAAAGUACAACUUCACGGAAAUCGUGCCCCCGCCCAACUGGCACGCCCGGUACCCGGACGGCUACACGGAGGAGAACCCGCCCCCGGAUCUCAAGAACUGGGAGGCGUUCCAAGUCUGGAUGCGCACAGCCGCACUGCCCGACUUCAGCAAGCUGUACCAGCGCAACGACGACAACAUCAUGGAGAAGGGGACGUAUGAGAUUGCCAUCAACGACUACUUCAGGGUGAGCGAGUUUGGCGGCACAAAGUCGGUCCUCAUCACCACCCGCAGCAUCAUGGGCGGCCGCAACCCUUUCCUCGGCAUCGCCUACAUCGUCGUCGGCGGCGUCUGCAUCAUCCUCGGUGCCGUCUUCACCGCUACGCACCUCAUCAAGCCCAGAAAACUCGGCGACCACACCUAUCUCUCGUGGAACAACACCCCGACUGCCAAGUCGAGCGGCGGUUCCGCGACCGCCGUCGCCUCGGGCCGCGAGGUGCGUCCCACUGAGGCCUAG